UGGUUUGGUUUUGAGCACCCUGGCUGAGGGGGCGAGUUUUAAGUUUUUGAGUUGUAGCCUUGUAGGGUUGUGAAGGAAGCAGGUUUGAGAUUUUUGUGAUGGAGGAAGAGGAUGAAGAUGGAAGCAUUGAAAGCUUAUUAAGAUGGGCAUCACAUAUUGGAAUCUCGGAUGCAUCAACAACCACCCACCAUUCUCUCUCUCUGGGUUCUUCUCUCUUUGUCUCUCACUUUCCUCACUCUGGAGGUAGAGGUUUGGCUGCUGUAAGAGACCUUAGGAUGGGGGAACUCAUUCUCAGAGUUCCAAAAUCUGCUUUGAUGACAACUCAUAGUGUUAUGCAACAUACAAAUCUCUCUCAAGCUCUUAAUAGGCACCCUUCUCUUUCUUCAACCCAGAUACUGAAUGUUUGCCUGUUGUAUGAAGUUGGAAAAGGAAAGGCUUCGAGGUGGUAUCCUUACCUCAUGCAUUUACCAAAGAGUUAUGACAUCCUAGCCAUGUUUGGUGAAUUCGAGAAAACUGCUCUGCAAGUGGAUGAGGCUAUAUGGGUAACUGAAAAAGCCGUGCUAAAAACCAAAUCAGAUUGGCAGCAAGCUCAUGCUUUGAUGGAAGAUCUCAAAUUUAAGCCCCGGCUUCUAACAUUUAAGGCUUGGGUGUGGGCUUCUGCAACGAUAUCUUCCCGGACAUUGCAUAUACCGUGGGAUUCAGCUGGGUGUUUAUGCCCUGUGGGUGACUUGUUUAAUUAUGAUGCACCUGGAAAGGAGCCAUCUGACAUUGGGGAUCUAGAGGAUUUGCUAUCUAGCUCUUCAAUCCAUGAUGGUUCCUUAUCAAAUGAAGACAAUACUACAGUCGCAGAUGCAGAGCAGCUUGAUUCCCAGUCUCAGAGAUUAACAGAUGGGGGGUUUGAAGAAGAUGCUAAUGCAUAUUGCUUUUAUGCUAGGGCAAAUUACAAUAAAGGAGAUCAGGUUCUGCUAUGUUAUGGAACUUACACAAAUUUAGAGCUUCUUGAACACUAUGGUUUUAUCCUACAAGAAAAUCCAAAUGAUAAAGUGUUUAUUCCUCUGGAACCUGCUGUGUAUUCUUCCACUUCUUGGUCCAGGGAAUCAUUGUACAUCCAUUACAAUGGGAAGCCUUCCUUUGCGCUACUAGCUGCAUUGCGGCUGUGGGCGACUCCUCAAAUCAAGAGGAGGUCUGUUGCACAUCUUGUUUAUUCCGGAUCUAAAAUCUCCGCAGACAAUGAAAAUUUCAUCAUGAAAUGGCUAUUGAAGACUUGCCAUGGCGUCUUAAAGAAUUUGCCAACAUCUAUUGAAGAUGACACCUUGCUCCUGAAUGCAAUGGAUAAUAGUCAAGAUUUUUGUACUUUUUUGGAGGUUACAAAACUCAUGUCUUUACGGGAUGAAGUUGAUACCUUCUUAGAAGCUCAUAAUAUGAAGGAUAAAUGUAGUGAUAGCAGUAUAGUUUUAUCUAGAAAAACAAGGUGGUCUAUGGAUAAGUGGAAGUUGAGUAUUCAAUGGAGAAUCAAUUAUAAGAAAGUCCUCCUUGAUUGUAUCUCUUAUUGUAGUCAAAUAUUAGAUUCUCUCGUGGAAUAAUACUGCUAUUACUUCACUGCCUUCUUAAUUAUUUCAAGAAUUUCUGAGAUUUUAUUAUCAA
Arachis ipaensis is the source of this 1644-nucleotide messenger RNA. RefSeq names its product SET domain group 40 (gene SDG40). Gene Ontology annotation, molecular function: protein binding; protein-lysine N-methyltransferase activity. Gene Ontology annotation, biological process: peptidyl-lysine monomethylation. The record is from RefSeq and is a predicted model, not a curated record. Lineage: Eukaryota; Viridiplantae; Streptophyta; Magnoliopsida; Fabales; Fabaceae.